Messenger RNA from Acyrthosiphon pisum (pea aphid), 1144 nucleotides. Its product is annotated as vesicle transport protein USE1-like. NCBI's taxonomy places the organism in Eukaryota, Metazoa, Arthropoda, Insecta, Hemiptera, Aphididae. Gene Ontology annotation, molecular function: SNAP receptor activity. The record is from RefSeq and is marked predicted. Gene Ontology annotation, biological process: retrograde vesicle-mediated transport, Golgi to endoplasmic reticulum. Gene Ontology annotation, cellular component: SNARE complex; endoplasmic reticulum.
AUUCGUGAUUAUAGUAUUUCGUGAGUCGUGUCGGGUGUCCCAAAAGUUAAAUAAAUUAUAUUUUAAUUAUUGUACGCGGUUAAUAAAUAUUCAAAUUAAAAAUAUUUCAACAAUAAAUUUAUAAGUUAACUUUAGAUAAAGCAAUUUCCUAGUAAACUCCAUCCUGUUUAGUAUAAAUGAUUUUUAUGUGCCUAUUGACUAAUACACGGUUUUGCUGUUGAAUAUUAACUAUCAGUAUUAAGAACUGUUGGCAAUUUAAAUAAAUGAAAAUGAGUGCAACCAGAUUAGAAAUAGAUGUAAAACGACUCUUGUCAGUUUGUGAAGAAAUGGCUCAAAAUAAUUCAUCUGAUGAUUGGCGGUUAAGCAAAUUUAUAGAAGCUGUCAGUGAAAUGAUAGCAGAAUUAAUUAAAAAAAGUGAUCCAGACAAAGAUACAAUUAACCAAUACACAAAACGAAUGGAAUUCCUUAAAGGAUUUUUGAAUACCAAAGAAAUUGAAAAUUCAGAAAAGAAAUUAGUUGCCUUGGAAAUGUUAGAACCUGUACAGGUGUCUGAAAGCCGUUCAAAAGAUAUUAAGCAAAAAUAUAAAGUUACAUACAUAAAACAAUUGAGAGAUGAACUACUUGGAAAUGAUACAAAUGAAUUUAGAUCAUCUAGGCAACCAGAUGUAGAUAGUAGUGAUAAUUUGGAUGAAUUAUUGAGACAUCAUCAAAAUAAACAGGAAUCCAUCGCUGAAGAACUGAUGGCGAUCACUCGAGGCUUACGAGAACAUUCCGAACUAGCUGGAAAAAUAAUUAAAAAAGACAUAGAAAUUUUAGAAAAAUCGUCAAAAGGCAUGGAUACUAAUUUUGAAAAUUUAAAAAGAGAAGAACUGAGAUUAACGGAAUUUGUAAGAAAAAGUACUUGGAGGUGUUGGAUAUGGGUUUUGGCUGUUGCUAUGGUUGCAAUUUUUAUAAAAAUGAUUUUAUUCAUCAAAGUGACCAAAAAAAGUUAAUGAAAUUGAAUUACCUGUCCUUUGCAUCUUUAAAUUAUGUAAUUUGCACAGCAUUUUUAUUCGGUAUAUUUCACCAUUACUUAUUGUUAAUAAUAAAAAUACUUAUUGAUAUAAUAUUCUGAUAUCACUGUUAAUAAAUAUAUUGUUUCUAC